Molecule: messenger RNA, 693 nt
Organism: Colletotrichum acutatum
Lineage: Eukaryota; Fungi; Ascomycota; Sordariomycetes; Glomerellales; Glomerellaceae
Exons: 3
Coding region: 1-693 (230 amino acids)
Source: RefSeq, a predicted model, not a curated record
AUGGCCAUGGGCUCUGUCGUUGGACUGAGAGGUCAACGGUGUCCUCAACGUCCCUUCCGCACCGUGCCCGCACCCACCAACUACCUAGCUAUCCGGAACACACAACACGCACGCUCUGAGCCUCCAACCAGUGUCAACGACUGGUCAGUGUUUACUACCUCUAGCCGACGUACCAACACACCUCCUGCGGCCUUUAUCCGGCAGUCGACGCCUCCAACAUUCGACCUGCAUACUCGUGCAGACAGCUUUGUGCGUAACGCUACGGAUAUUCAAUGUCAGAUUCGGGGGCCGUUUGGGUGCCUCAAUGCCCACCUUCUGCGUGGACGUCAAGCAUACCAAGAGGCCGAUGUGACCUGUCAUCUCGUAGACGAGAUGCGCGGUCGAUCACCGCUAGAAUCCUCAAUAGGGACUGCAACUGUUUCGUCUCCUCGUUUGGCUAUUAUUGUUCAUGGCCUAAUUGAUAGCUUGCCACCCCAAAUCUUGGACUCGAGCUUCCUGACACAUGGUAAUCACCGCUUUUUGGGCGAAGCUGAGAGAGUAAUGAUUGACGCAAGACUGGGAUCCAAGUCUCAAGACAGCCCCAUUUCGAAGCUCCAUCAGAUCUACGAACGAUCCCUCCCUCAAUCUCCUGAUCAUCUCCAUGGAAAACACCAAAAGCUCGGUAACAUGCUCAUGGACGACAGGCAUACCUAG